UUUGUGGGUUGAUGCCUCAAAAUCUUAUCAUCAACAUGUUCUUGCUAUUUUAGAGAAGCUAUAUGCUGAGAUGACUCUAGAGGAGCAGAAGAAUGAAUCAUUAAACUCAGCAACAUCGGAGAGAGAGGUGAAUGUCUCCAUUGCACACGAUAACAUUAGUUCAAAUAGAUCUGAAGCUCAGGGAAACAAACAAAGCGAUGUAUAUUUCAUAGCAAAGGUUGUACACCCAUUUGACGCUGAAGCAGAUGGGGAAUUAAGCUUAGCAGUUGGUGAUUAUGUCGUGGUUCGCCAGGUGGGUCCCAGAGUGGGUGGUCGGAAGGAGAAUGCAAGGGCAAGGCUGGAUGGUUCCCCUCUGCUUAUGUAGAAAGACAAGAGAAAGCACCAGCAAGCAAGUUGAUCGAACCAAACUCUGCGGCCUCGGCCUGAUCAACUCACGUAAAUCACUUGGAGUGAGCUGGACAAGACAGAAAAACAGUAAACAAGUUAAACAUGCCCCGCUCUGCCCGCAGCUGUGUAGUGCCGU
This is a messenger RNA of Hibiscus syriacus, 523 nucleotides long. Its product is annotated as SH3 domain-containing protein 1-like. The coding region runs from base 71 to 364 and encodes 97 amino acids. The transcript has 4 exons. The record is from RefSeq and is a predicted model, not a curated record. NCBI's taxonomy places the organism in Eukaryota, Viridiplantae, Streptophyta, Magnoliopsida, Malvales, Malvaceae. Gene Ontology annotation, molecular function: protein binding.